Molecule: messenger RNA, 3404 nt
Organism: Abrus precatorius (Indian licorice)
Lineage: Eukaryota; Viridiplantae; Streptophyta; Magnoliopsida; Fabales; Fabaceae
Product: probable receptor-like protein kinase At2g23200
Exons: 2
Coding region: 428-2965 (845 amino acids)
Biological process (GO): protein autophosphorylation
Cellular component (GO): plasmodesma; plasma membrane
Molecular function (GO): ATP binding; transmembrane receptor protein tyrosine kinase activity
Source: RefSeq, a predicted model, not a curated record
GCUCUAUUCCUUUCCAAGAAUGCCAGGACAAAAUGUGUGCCUCUGAAACUCGAGAAAAUUUGCAUCCCUUUUGAGAGAUAUUUGUACUCCAUUGCCUUGCCAUUUGGCUCUAUUAUUAUUUAUUAGCACCCUUCUUACUUCAUUCACUGAAAUAUUUUGAUAUUUAUUAUUAUAAUAAAUAUGUACAAGGAUACCAGCUUGGGCAAUUGGUUAUGGACAAAUAAUCAAGUCUCAGCCAAUCAUCUUUUACCGUGAGCAAGACUUCAAUUUUUCACGGCUCAAAUAUUUCCGGUGGUUGAUACAUCAACUUUCAGAAGAAAAAUCAAAACUGACGACUUGACUUCUGCUCAAGUCUUCUUCCCAUCCGACCCUAGUUUCAAAGAUGCAAUAAUCAUAACUGAAAAUAAGCCCCAAGCACUGUUUUCCCAUGGCCAUUCUUCAGCUCCAUACAAUUCAACACUCUCUGUUUAUAGUACUUGUUUUUCUUCUUCAGUUUUCAUCUUCACUCGGGUACAAAUUCCCAGAUAAGUACUUCAUCAAUUGUGGGUCAAGUAGCGAUGUUACUGAAAGUGGUAAGGGUUAUGUUGGUGAAUCAAACCCUGACUACCCUGCAACGCAUUUUACCAACAGCAAGACAGAGAGCAGUGAGUCAUCCGUGUCUUCUCCUCUCUACCAAACAGCAAGGAUUUUUAAAAAUGAAUCUUGGUAUGAGUUCAGCACGGAGACAAACGGCACCUACCUGCUACGCCUCCAUUUCUUCGCUUUCUCUUCCUCGAGUAAUCUUUCCUCUGCUAGGUUUAACGUUUCCAUUCCUAGGUUCUGGCUGUUGAAAAAUUUCGAUGCCAGCAAUGGUACUAACAACUCUGUUUUAAUAAAAGAGUUUUUCAUGAAAAGCACUGCCUCCAGCAUCAGAAUCACCUUCAGACCUCUGUCAUCAUCAUUUGCGUUUGUGAAUGCUAUAGAACUAUUUGUACUGCCCCUCCUUUUGAUCGCAAAUGAUGUCACGGGUUUCAAUUAUAAUCGCCGUCCCUUAGGCUUAAAUUAUUACAGUGGUUUGCUCACUCGGGUGUUAGAGACCAGACACAGGCUUAAUGUCGGUGGCCAACCAGUCGCAAGGGACCAUGAUAAUUUACUCAGAAACUGGAUUACAGAUGAUAGGUAUCUCACGAAUCCAGCAAACGCUAAGAAUAGUACCCCUUAUGAAGGUCAAAUUCAGUACCAUGUGAGUGAUGACUCUGAUGGUCCAAACUCAGGUAAAUUUACUGCACCAAGUGAUGUCUACGGAACUGCUAAAGAGAUCAACAACAACACUAACCUGUCAAACAUCACGUGGAGUCUGCCGGUAGAGAAGAACACGGAUCAUCUCCUUCGCCUUCACUUCUGUGACUUUUGGAAUCAACAGGCUUUUCUUACAAUUUUCACUAUGUACAUUUACGAUAGCUAUGUUAUGCCGGUGAAUAAUGACACCAUUUUAUCUAGUCAGGUGCCUGCCCCUUAUUAUUAUGAUUUUGUGGUUACCUCUGAUGAAUCUGGGUUUAUGAAGAUCAGUGUAGCACCUAUUAUUGCAAAUGUUUCCAAACCGAAUGCAUUUUUAAAUGGGCUAGAAAUAAUGAAAAUGAUUGAGUCCUCAGAUUCUGUUCCCAUGUACCUGUACCAAUCCAAUCACAAUAAUCUUCCAUUGGUGCUGGGUUCAAUUCUUGGAGGUUUGGUCCUGAUUUUGGUGGUGGCGGUGCUUGGGUUUCUUUGGCGUCUUAAAAUCAGGAAGCAAAAGCCCGUAGAGAACUCGGAUUGGUUGCCAGUUCCCAUGACUGCAGGAGGAAGUUCUCACAGCAGAUUGACUGAGGGAACCAUCCAAGGCUCCCCUCUUCACAUAAAUCUUGGGCUGAAAAUUCCCUUGCUUGAUCUUCAGUUGGCAACCAAGAACUUCCAUGCUAGUCAGAUAAUUGGCAAGGGUGGUUUUGGCCACGUCUAUAAGGGAGUUCUCAAGAAUGGCAUGAGAGUGGCUGUGAAAAGGGGUGAGCCAGGGUCAGGUCAAGGCCUUCCAGAAUUUCAGACAGAGAUCAUGGUGUUGUCCAAGAUUCGUCACAGGCACCUUGUUUCCUUAAUUGGGUAUUGUGAUGAAAGGUAUGAGAUGAUACUGGUUUAUGAGUAUAUGGAGAAGGGCACACUCAGGGACCAUUUGUAUAAUACAAAUUUGCCAAGUUUGUCUUGGAAGCUAAGGCUUGAAAUUUGUAUUGGAGCUGCCAGAGGUCUUCAUUACCUUCACAAGGGAGCCGCUGGUGGAAUUAUUCACCGUGAUGUGAAGUCCACUAACAUAUUGCUUGAUGAGAACCACGUGGCUAAAGUUGCUGACUUUGGCCUUUCAAGGACAGGUCCUCUUGAUCAUCAACCAUAUGUUAGCACUGGUGUUAAAGGCACUUUUGGGUAUCUUGAUCCUGAGUAUUUUAGGUCACAACAGCUGACAGAAAAAUCUGAUGUGUAUUCAUUUGGGGUAGUUCUUCUGGAAGUGUUAUGUGCAAGACCAGUCAUUGACCCGUCGCUUCCUAGAGAUCAGAUAAACUUGGCUGAGUGGGGAAUGUUUUGCAAAAACAAGGGGAUAAUCGAAGACAUCAUUGAUCUUUCCAUCAAGGGCCAAAUAGAUCAGAACUCACUUAGAAAAUUUAGUGAGACGGUAGAAAAAUGCUUACAAGAUGAUGGUUCUGAUAGGCCAACCAUGGGUGAUGUGUUGUGGGACUUGGAGUAUGCACUGCAGCUUCAGAGAGGAGCAAAUGCUAUACAAAGAGAGCCUCAUGAGGAUAGUUCAAGCAGUGCUUCUGCAUCACUUCAAUUGCCCAAUGUUAGGCGCCUUCCUUCACUCUCCACUCUAAGUGAAGUGGAUGACUCGUCCAUUGUGAGGGUUGAUGAAUCAGAUAGUGCAGCAGAUUCCGUUUUCUCUCAGUUGAAAAUUGAUGAUGCCAGGAAGUGACGCCCCGGUAAAAAGCAGCUUGCUUAUCGCAGAUGCUAUGUUCUUGCUAGAGUUUAGUUGUUAUUUUCUCCGUUGCUCGUUCUUUCUCGUCUCUUUUCUUUUGGAGAAAAAGGUUCAUGGUAAUUAUACUUUUUGCCCCUUAAUUUAACUGUAACAAUUUCAUGAUGUUGAUUGUUAAAUUGAUGUAAUCAAAUCGUCCUGUUUAGUCAUGUACGCGGAAAGAGGUGAAAUGCUUAUUUGGUGAUGCUGCUUGAAAUGUAUUACUAUUUUAAAUUGGUUUAUCUAAGCCAUACUUAGUAACCAUAGAUAGUACGGCUACGCAGUAUCAUUUCUUCUUGUCUGAUUUUUUGUUGUAUUAGUACGUUAUAUUGAUUUUAUCAGCAUGCACUGUUCAAACUUUUAUCCUUGUACUCACUAAUUCUAUUAUCAUCUGUAGUUC